Messenger RNA from Ananas comosus (pineapple), 1676 nucleotides. RefSeq lists its product as uncharacterized. Bases 104 to 1318 code for a protein of 404 amino acids. The transcript is spliced from 6 exons. The record is from RefSeq and is a predicted model, not a curated record. Lineage: Eukaryota; Viridiplantae; Streptophyta; Magnoliopsida; Poales; Bromeliaceae. Gene Ontology annotation, cellular component: Golgi apparatus.
GCACACACUAGAGCCCACAGUAGAGAGAGAGAGAGAGAGAGAGAGAGCGGAGGGGAGAUACAUCACCAACGAAGACGACGAGGACGACGACGAGCACUGCGCCAUGGCGUCGCCCCCGACCUCUUCCUCCUCCUCCGCGGGACUCUUUCGCCGCGCCCCGGGCUCGGCGCGGGCGCAUUCAGCUCCUCCGGAGGCCGUCGGGGCCGGGGCCAUCCGAGCCGACGUGGAUCCGCCGCCGCGGCCGAAGCCCAUCAUGCAGAAGCUCGCCAUCGGGGCCAUCGUCCUCUUGGGCUGCGUCCAGUUCUUCCUCCCCGCCUCCCACUUCCGCGACCCCUCCGACCCCCGCCGCACCUGGAUCCCCUACGACCCCAGUCGCUCCUCCCCCAUCUCCACAAAUAAAAGAAGUUUCGAGGAGGAGCAACUUGAUAUGCCAGUGAAGCAGGAGGCAGAAGUCCCAGGGACACAUAUCUUCUCUUGGACAGACUGUUUAGAUUUGCGAGUUCUUGCAGUCCUUGCCAACUCAACUUUGUCCAGCUCAAGAUAUCCGGAGGAUGUAUUUUUCCAUUUCUUCAUACCUGAACAUGAAGACGAGAAACUGUCCUUCUAUAAGCUAAAAGUAGUCCUGCCUUCCUCAAACCUUGGUAUAAUUGGUCAGAAGGAUGUGAAGGAGAAAUUAAACAUUGCUACUCCUGAAGCGGAAUUUCUUUGGAAUUACCGUCAUGAAUUGGCACCAUUUUUCAUUUCAUACCAGCAUUUACCUUUGAACAAAUAUGUAUAUGUCUUACCAGACACCAUCAUAAAGGGAAAUAUUGAAGAUCUCUUUAGUUUUGAUUUGGCUCCUUAUGCUAUUGGAGCCGCCGAAGACUGCAGCAAGAGGGUGGGUGAUUACGUCGAUAUCGAGGUUUUAAAUGCUAUACAGAGAACUGCUGCCAAAAGUUGGAUAUCUGACAAACCUUAUGAUAAAAAUGCCUGCUUACCUGAUUUCAAUGUGCUCUUAGUGGAACCUCAUAAGUUAGAAAGCACUCUACUCGAGUCCAUUGUGUGGUGGAACAAAGUUCUUGACAAAGGAAGUGAAAGGGGCAACCGUAUGAAGUUCGCAAUUGCUCUAGCUUUCUAUGACAAAUAUUUCAAGCUUCCCUCUACUUGGAAAAUCAGCUCUUCAUUGGAAGCUGAUGAAACUAAUGAAAUCAAAGCACUCCGUUUUGAUGGGCCGACAAGAGUUUGCUCCGAAGAUGACGACCGGGAUCAAGGACCAAAUCAUGGUGAUAUUUGGCAGCAAUAUCUUUCGUCAAACUCGGUCGCCGUAUUAAGUCAUUGAAGCACCAAAUUCCUUCCUAUUCUGCCGCUUCAUUUUUUUAAAGAGAUUACACCAAUUACAACCGGUAAUGGACCUUAUCAACGAAUGAAGUGGUGGUGCUUAAAUUCCUGCCGCAGAGAAAAACUGUGCAGUUUGAGGAUACUAUAUAGAAGUUUUUGAUACCACACAGGCCAAAUGAAACAGGGUAGGGUAGUAGAAAAGAAGUGUCAUAGGUCAAAUUAUCACCAUUUGUUGAUGUUUAACCAAACAGAUGCUUGUUUGUUGCUGUUGUUGUAAGUUUGUAAUAACAACAUAUGAUUCCGUCGCGUGUUCAUAUGUUUUUAGCCAGUUUUCUGUUCUAUUUGAUUAUCUUUAUGCA